Homo sapiens (human) is the source of this 1777-nucleotide messenger RNA. It is a transcript of the gene NRM, whose product is annotated as nurim. Lineage: Eukaryota; Metazoa; Chordata; Mammalia; Primates; Hominidae. Gene Ontology annotation, cellular component: nuclear inner membrane. The coding region runs from base 656 to 1165 and encodes 169 amino acids. The transcript has 4 exons. The record is from RefSeq and is a predicted model, not a curated record.
GGAUCGAGGAUGAACUGGGAGGAGGAAGGUGGAGCCGUAGGAGAGGGAUUGAGGGCGGGGCUUGGAAACAAAUGACAGGGGAAGUCCAAGAGAGGGAACUCGAACCUUGAAAGCGGCCGAGAAGCUACAGGGGAGGGAGACCUGAGUUCUAAAUUAGGAACUCAAGGAUUAGAGUUUUGGAGAGGCGGGAGAGUGAGGACUGAGGGAGCCGAAAAGGGCGGUGACCGGAGUAUUCUAAGUAAAGUGUUUUGUAGAGAGGACUGUUGAGAGGAGAGUGUUAAAAAGAAGGAGCAUUUGGAGAACCGAAGUAAGAGGGGCAAUCCAGCGUGGCCUCUCCAGCCAUGCUUUUUGCAACUGCCUAACAUGUGGUGUUCUAUAAAUCCUCUUCCCCAGGUUUGCAGGAGGCCUAGGGAAGAGGGCAGAAACUAGGGAUGGAAAAGUGAGAUGGGCACAGCCUAGAGAGGAAGCAUUAAGGCUCUUGAAAGCAAUGCCCGCCAGGGAUGGCUGGCUGCCCUGCAGGACCGCAGCAUCCUUGCCCCCCUGGCAUGGGAUCUGGGGCUCCUGCUUCUAUUUGUUGGGCAGCACAGCCUCAUGGCAGCUGAAAGAGUGAAGGCAUGGACAUCCCGGUACUUUGGGGUCCUUCAGAGGUCACUGUAUGUGGCCUGCACUGCCCUGGCCUUGCAGGUAUGAGGCCCUGGCCUUGCAGCUGGUGAUGCGGUACUGGGAGCCCAUACCCAAAGGCCCUGUGUUGUGGGAGGCUCGGGCUGAGCCAUGGGCCACCUGGGUGCCGCUCCUCUGCUUUGUGCUCCAUGUCAUCUCCUGGCUCCUCAUCUUUAGCAUCCUUCUCGUCUUUGACUAUGCUGAGCUCAUGGGCCUCAAACAGGUAUACUACCAUGUGCUGGGGCUGGGCGAGCCUCUGGCCCUGAAGUCUCCCCGGGCUCUCAGACUCUUCUCCCACCUGCGCCACCCAGUGUGUGUGGAGCUGCUGACAGUGCUGUGGGUGGUGCCUACCCUGGGCACGGACCGUCUCCUCCUUGCUUUCCUCCUUACCCUCUACCUGGGCCUGGCUCACGGGCUUGAUCAGCAAGACCUCCGCUACCUCCGGGCCCAGCUACAAAGAAAACUCCACCUGCUCUCUCGGCCCCAGGAUGGGGAGGCAGAGUGAGGAGCUCACUCUGGUUACAAGCCCUGUUCUUCCUCUCCCACUGAAUUCUAAAUCCUUAACAUCCAGGCCCUGGCUGCUUCAUGCCAGAGGCCCAAAUCCAUGGACUGAAGGAGAUGCCCCUUCUACUACUUGAGACUUUAUUCUCUGGGUCCAGCUCCAUACCCUAAAUUCUGAGUUUCAGCCACUGAACUCCAAGGUCCACUUCUCACCAGCAAGGAAGAGUGGGGUAUGGAAGUCAUCUGUCCCUUCACUGUUUAGAGCAUGACACUCUCCCCCUCAACAGCCUCCUGAGAAGGAAAGGAUCUGCCCUGACCACUCCCCUGGCACUGUUACUUGCCUCUGCGCCUCAGGGGUCCCCUUCUGCACCGCUGGCUUCCACUCCAAGAAGGUGGACCAGGGUCUGCAAGUUCAACGGUCAUAGCUGUCCCUCCAGGCCCCAACCUUGCCUCACCACUCCCGGCCCUAGUCUCUGCACCUCCUUAGGCCCUGCCUCUGGGCUCAGACCCCAACCUAGUCAAGGGGAUUCUCCUGCUCUUAACUCGAUGACUUGGGGCUCCCUGCUCUCCCGAGGAAGAUGCUCUGCAGGAAAAUAAAAGUCAGCCUUUUUCUACA